Cyprinodon variegatus (sheepshead minnow) is the source of this 1742-nucleotide messenger RNA. RefSeq names its product prolactin-releasing peptide receptor-like (gene prlhr2a). Bases 145 to 1239 code for a protein of 364 amino acids. Gene Ontology annotation, cellular component: plasma membrane; neuron projection. Gene Ontology annotation, molecular function: neuropeptide Y receptor activity; neuropeptide binding. The transcript is spliced from 3 exons. Gene Ontology annotation, biological process: G protein-coupled receptor signaling pathway. The record is from RefSeq and is a predicted model, not a curated record. NCBI's taxonomy places the organism in Eukaryota, Metazoa, Chordata, Actinopteri, Cyprinodontiformes, Cyprinodontidae.
UUUGCUGCUGCGCAGAUAGUCAGAAGCCUUCAUCUAUGAGAGGAGCGCACAGCGCAGCUGCUUGGAGGAGGCGCACUGAGGCUCUCCCAGAGUCCUGCGAACAAAAUCUGAAUCCAGCCCAAGGUCCACCUUGUCCUUUUCUGGAUGGAGGACACAGGCAGCAGCUGGACACCAGAGCUCACCACUUCAUAUAUGCAGCAGGAUGAUGGGAACGACACGGGUCCAGUGUUUGAGGUGGUGCUGCAAAACAGCUCGUCCAAGCGCAUCCCUCAGUUUGCUGGUGUGGAGCUACUGCAGUCAUUCAAGCUGCUCAUCAUACCCUGCUACACUCUAGUGGCCAUCGUUGGUGUCUUUGGCAACUACCUGCUCCUCUAUGUGAUUUGCCGCACCCGCAAGAUGCACAACGUCACCAACUUCUUUAUUGGAAAUUUGGCUUUCUCUGACAUGCUGAUGUGUGCUACUUGCGUCCCCUUCACUCUGGCCUAUGCUUUCAGCCCCCACGGCUGGGUGUUUGGCCGAUUUAUGUGCUACUUGGUGUACCUCAUCCAGCCGGUGACUGUUUACGUGUCAGUGUUCACACUCACUGCCAUUGGUGUGGACAGAUAUUAUGCUACAGUUCAUCCACUGAAGAAGCGAAUCUCAGUGUUGGCGUGCACCUACCUUCUGUCUGGGAUCUGGCUGCUCUCCUGUGGUUUGGUGGCUCCCGCUGUGGCUCACACAUACCACGUGGAGUUUAAAAACGAGGGUUUCACCAUCUGUGAGGAGUUCUGGAUGGGUCAGGAGAGAGAGCGGUUGGCUUACGCCUACGGCACUCUCCUCAUUACCUACGUCCUGCCUCUAUCGGCGCUCUGCAUCUCCUACCUGUGUAUCUCAGUCAAACUGAGGAACUGUGUCGUGCCGGGCCACCACACCGAAAGCCAGGCAGAGGCCCAGCGCCUUCGCAAGCGCAAAACCUUUCGCCUCGUCAGUCUAGUGGUUGCAGCUUUUGGCAUCUGCUGGAUGCCCAUUAGUGUGUUCAACGUUCUGCGUGACAUUGACAUUGGUCUUAUCGAUAAGCACUACUUCCUGCUCAUCCAGCUGCUCUGUCAUCUGUGUGCAAUGAGCUCGUCCUGUUGUAACCCUUUCCUUUACGCAUGGCUCCAUGAUCGCUUUCGCGCUGAGCUUCGCAAAAUGUUCACAUGUCGCCGCCGCAUUGGCAUCUCUGCUAACAAUUGUGCCACAGCCAGUGUGGUUUUGUGAGUCUCUUGUGCUUCAUGCUUAUCCUGACAAUCUUGUGAUUCCAUUAAGGUACAGCUCUGCAAGUAUAAAAAGGAACUCCCACUUAGUCAACCCAUUUCAUUUGAAAAUGUAUAUUGUCCUAUUGUUAACCAUUCUUCAAUGACUUUAAAUGAAAAUGUCAGGAUGUCAGUGUUUAUUUUUAGAUAAAAGUCUACAAGAUUUCCUAUUCUAAUGUCUUCUUACUCUGUUCAAUAAGCCUUUACUACAUAAAGGUGUCUCGAGGUGUUGUUAACAGUGUGGAAAGAUGAGCCACUAAUGCACAGUGAAGUCACUUAGGGUACAUCAUUUACUGUAAUGUAUUUUUCAUCUAUUACUUAAGGCUAGUUUCAGUUCAGACAUAAUCAUCAAGUCUCAUCUGUGUUUGAGCUGUGAAACUAAAGGCAAAGUCAGCUGGAAUAAAAUGCAGACUACUUGAAUUUUAUUGAAUUCAACUACAAUUAUUCUACUACAGUAAAGCUGAAAGU